GUUCCAUUUAUCUAAAAUUUGGAAAAAUGUUGAUUUCAAAAAACAUCUGAUCUCCAUACAGUGUAAAUCUAUAUACAGUCAAUGUUGAUAUCCACUAUAUCCACUGUUCCUAGUACAGCUAAUAUAUGGAGUUUGUUUUUCUUACAAUACGCUGCAUUUAUAAAAUAACCGCUUUGUCAAUCCCUUUCAAUUCAUAAAUGUGAAGAGCAAUUCCCUGUUAGAGGUCUUUAUAUAUAUAUAGCGCUUAUCACUGCUCUUUCUCACUCGCCCUAGCUUUUCUAUUAGAUCUCCACCAAGAUGUGUCAGUUGCUGAACCUCCUUUUGGCCACACUCAGUCGCGUUCUGUUUGCUGUCCACGGCAUGGUGACAGUGUGGCGGGUGGUCUCGGUGAAAGGAGAACCCAUCUACUGGCUCCUGCUGAUCGGAGUGGGGCUCCUGGGCGUCGAGAUGGCAGUCACACUGAAAUGCACACAGAACGGAGAGUGGAAAUGGUUCUCCCCUAUGGUGUUUCUGUACUUGAGCACAGUGAUCCCUUCAAUCUGGUUUCUGGAACUCAAUUUGUUGCAGUCGAAACUGUCAGCCAACGCCUCUCACGGGGGUACACAUGAUCUGCCACCCAAUCUGCCAAUACCUGUGGAGCUGAUUUGCCUGAACCCUCAAAACUGGGCUGCUGGGUUGGAGCAGACAAUGUUGAUUGUAUUAGUUUUGGGCCGAUGGCUCAUGCCAAAGGGUGACAUGUCCCGGGACCAGCUUUCCCAGCUGCUCAUGGUCUACGUGGGACUGGGGGCCGACAUCCUAGAUAUUUUCGACACCUUCAAAGAGCCGGAGGUGGAGACCAACCAUGGCAUCCUGCUCAUCGGCUUGAGCCUCUUCACUUGGGCUCUCAUGCAAUUCCCUCUGGUCUUGACCCAAACAAAACCCCACAGCUCUCCCCUGGAUGUCAGCUUCCCCUCGGAGGCUGGCAAAGAGCCGCGGCUGGAGAGUCCCGUAGGCAGCGGCUGCGUGUCCUGCUGCUCCAGCGAGGUGUGGAGUCUGCUGGUCACCGUGGGGAUGCAGGACGGCCCCUUUCUCUUCUAUCGGCUCUACCUGAUGGCUCGGGAGAAUGUGCUCAACCAGCUCAUGAUCUUCUUCACUUGCAAGAACAUCCUCAUCGUCAUGAUUGAGAUCUACAGGAUCGUCGUGGUUCAGUGUGAGAAGAGCCGCAGGGGGAGGCAGCAGGACCACUCCGAUGACGCUGCUGAAAGACCACGAGAACAUUUUCAAACCGCAUCUCUAACCCAAGACAAGGCAACAUUGGAGCUUCCGGUCCGAUCCGUUGCGUGACUUUGUUCCAACCGGUUUCUUAAUUAUUUAACUGCUAAAUAUCAACCAAGGGACCUGAUUGAAAGAGUCUUGCAGUGAGUGGACUCUAAGAACCAGUGUUGCCUAGCCCUGCUCUAACAGCUUAUGGGUUUUAGUUUAAAGUAAUGGACACCCUCAAAAUGAGAUGGUAUUCACAGUCACAUUUUAAAAGAAUUUCUUUUUAACAUUAGGUAAUGAUAUUUGA
Polyodon spathula (Mississippi paddlefish) is the source of this 1546-nucleotide messenger RNA. Its product is annotated as transmembrane protein 26-like. The transcript is spliced from 3 exons. Lineage: Eukaryota; Metazoa; Chordata; Actinopteri; Acipenseriformes; Polyodontidae. The record is from RefSeq and is a predicted model, not a curated record. The coding region runs from base 298 to 1323 and encodes 341 amino acids.